GUUUUUAUUAUUAUGUGAGUUUUGUGUUUGUUUUGGUUGAAAAAAUGCUUGCACGCAAAAGAAUCUUUUAGUAAUAAAAAAAAACAAAAUCCAAGUAGUGUUUGUAAACCGCGAUUGCAUAGUAGUAGAUAAAAUGUGUAAAGCAUUAAACAAUUCGUAUAUAUAAUAUUUAAAAAAUAAAAAGAACUGAAAAUGGCCAACACAUUGUUGAGUGAAACAUCUGAGUCUAAAAAUGAUAUGACACAUACGAGUAGCUGCAGCAUAGCUGAAAAGCAAUGUAAUCACUUAAAAUAUUUCAAAGAAUUUCUACGUGACUUGACGAAAGAUGCUGUGACUAAUGAAUGCAGCGGUGAAGUAGGCAGAGAAGGUGUAAAUGUAUCUUGUAAUGGAGGUAGUGGCGGUGUAGAAUUACGACCUUUUAUACUAACGCGUUCUAAUAAUGAGAGCUAUACAGUAUCCAAAGAUGAACUGUCCGCCGAAGUAAUAAUGUGUAUAUGGCAAUGGCUCAUCCAGAAAAAAUGUCCGGAACACUUUCAAUUGGGUGUAGCUCGAUUGGCCGGAGAAGAAAUUAAUAAAGAACUUAAAAACAAAAAAAUACAUGAAGAUUUAAAGGCAACAGGAAAGCCAGGCGAAGACACAUUGGACAAAAUAAUGCUCGAUUUGCUAAAACUACAAAAAUAUAUCCAACAACAAUUAGAAAAGAUUCUGUUGCGAUUAUGUGAUAAUUCUAAAGAAGAAAAUUUAAAGAAUUUUGGAGAUUGUAGUAGAGACACUUCAUUUAAAUGUUCGGUGACUGCUGAAAACAGCCACAUGCCAUAUGUAGAAGCACAUGUCAAAAAUAAACACCGUAAAAUGGAGGAUCGCCAUAUAUGUUUGCCUCAAUUUAGUCAGAUAUAUCAACUUGAAGAAUCUCUUAGUUUUUAUGGCAUUUUUGAUGGUCAUUCUGGCUCAUUGGCUGCAACAUAUGCUACUAAUCAAAUUCCCUACCUUGUCGCUCAACAAUUGGAAUCUGUACAUGAUUCUUACGCACCAGAUACUGAUUGCUAUAGAGAUGCGUUGGAAACGAGUUUUUUGCAAGUUGAUCACAAUUACGCUCAAAAACAUCUGGGCAGUGGCACAACAGCAGUAUGCGCACUUUUAUUAAAGGACGAACUUGAAAAUUUCAAACAUUUAUACGUGGCUUGGGUGGGAGAUUCAAGAUGCCUUUUAGUUUCACCAACAGUGCACUUACAAUUGGUAAAACCACAUAAACCGGACUCGGUGGAUGAAAAGAAACGCAUAGAAUCGAUAGAAACUGGAGGCUCGGUAAUAUUUGUUCAGGGCCAAUGGCGCGUUAAUGGUAUCAUCAAUGUAUCACGUUCGAUAGGCGAUUAUACCGUAAAGGCAGUUAUAGCCGAACCUGAUAUUGUAGAUGUACCAUUACAGCCUUCUCACGACUUUCUUCUAUUAGGUUCCGAUGGCCUUUGCGAUCAUGUAAGUGAAAAGGAUAUAGUCGAUUGUGUAUACAAGUCCAUAGCCGACGAUGAGCAAUGUUUGGACGAUAUACCCAAACAUUUGAUAGAGUUGGCCAAACAAGGCGAUUCUCAAGACAACAUUACUGUCGUUUUAGUUUUGCUCAAGGAGCGUCAACAAAUUAAAGAACACUUUACAAAAAGUUCAAAUAAAUCCUCGUAAUACCUACCUAUAUGAAUAUCAAACAAUCAUUUCUUAAAGUAAUAAACUAAAUCAAUCAUAUUUAAAAUUUCGUAAUAGUUACGAAAAAUAAGUAUAAAUAAAUAUAACAACACAACAAUCCCAAAAAAAAAUCUUAAGACUUUUGGCAAAACAAACUAUUGUAAUCAAACAAGUACAUGACAAUUCUCAAUAGAUUGCUACAUUAUUCCAUUUUAAUUUAAAAGAAAUUUCUUUAAUAAAUUAUGUUCCAGUUCGCUGAUUUUUGCAUUUCUCUAGAGGCAGCCGAAAACGAGUUGUAUUUUUUGUCUCGUUCGGGAUAUCAUGUUUAAUGCUAAUAUAUUGGAAACAACUAAACCUAUCAUUUGCACUAAAUAAACAUUGUGCUAUUAAUAUGCUAUCGGAAAAUGUAAAUAAGAAAGUAAACGUUGUGAACAAUUCUUCGGGGUCUUGGAAAUGUCCGUAUGAGCAUUAUUUAAAUUAAUUCUAAUUUUCAGUGGCUUACCAAAAAUGUGUAAAUAUUUUGUAUUAUACUUUUCGGAUAGUAUCGGAUUUUUCCAAAAAAAACCGCACCAAAAAAUAAAAUAUAUAAGAUUCGGCUCAACCGAUUAUUGCACUCUGAAUUUUGUUCUGAAGUUGGUUUGCCAAAAGUCCACACCUCCUAUAUACAGAUAACGAUCUAUUGACCGAUCUGUCUAAGAUACAUAUAUAUUAAAGCCAAAAUAUUCGCUUUUUCAAUUCAGUGUAAUGCAUUAACAGUUAAAUGAAAUAUCUUUUUAUACUCUUCACCAAAGUAUAACCCCUUCACCAUGACUGGUAAGAAAUUUGUCAAUCCAUUUGUAAUUCACCAAUUUUUAUUUGCGGCCCCAUAAAGUAUAGAUAGCGGAGUCGAUAUAGACAAGUCCGCCUGUCUGUUGAAAUCAACUUUCCGGAGCCCCUAAAUAACAUAAUUGAUGGAUCGAUAGUCAUUCAAAUAGACAAUAGAUAUCGCACUCGUUCAACAAUACUGUAUUAACUCAAAAUUUUUAAAAAUUCACUUUUUGCAAGAAAUCAAUUAACAACAUCAAUAUCUAUCUACUGUAAAAAUUUCAAAGUAUUCCGAUUACUCUUUCAUCUCGAAAAUCACAUUUGAGACCAUUUUCGUGAUAAUUAGUGACUACCGUGUAUCAACAGAAAUGUAUUAUUUUGAGUUAAUACAAAAAUUUAAAUAGAAAUACAUCGUAUAUUUUCAUAAAAAACUGUAUUAUUUUGAAUUGAGCCUUUAUUCAAAUUAAAAAUAAUCAAAUUAUUUUAUUUAAAUUUGGUUGUAUUUUGGUUUGAUACUGUUUUGUUGAUAAAAUAAUACAAAAAAAUAUCGAGAAGUUCCAGAAAAAUGAUAUUAACUCAAAAAAUAUAUUUAUUUUGCAAUAAUUGCAAAAAAUUUAAAGAAAAACAAUGUAAAUAUAUUUUCAAAUGGAAUUUGCUUACUAUGAUGUAUACGGAUUUUCAGUUCAGUUUUUGCCCUCUACUGAAAAUUUUAAAAUUUUGAGUUAAUACAGUAUUGUUGAACGAGUGCGAUAUGUAAUGAUAGACCUUUCUAACGACGGAAAAAUAUUUUUCUUUUUUUUACAAAAUACAUUUAUGUAUUUUCAAAAAAAAAAUGUUUUUCAUCCAAAAAAAAAAAAAGUUUAUCUAAUUUUUUUUUCCCCAAAAAUUUUUUUUUACUAAAAAUUAUUUUUAAUAUUAAUCUUAAAUUAACUUUGGUGAAGGACAUAAGAAUUUCGGCACAGCCGAAUAUAGGACAGUUGUGAUGAAAAUCGAUUUCAAAUAUAUAUGAAUUUCAUUUAUUAGUAAAAUUGUAAAAGUGGUAAAAAAUUUAUGAAAUCUUUUUAUUUCUAGAACCUGGCAUUUUAUUUGUUAAUAAUUAAAAACCUUCUUAUUCUUAAGGGAUAAUAACAUGCAAGUAUAACAAAUUUAUUUAGCUUCAAAAUACUGUGCCUACAUACAUAAAUAAAUAAUUAAUAAUUGUGGAAGAAAAUAUAUAAGUAUUUUUAUUAGUUUUAUAAAGUUUGCGUCAUAGAUUAUUAACUACAAAGAAAAUAUCUGUUAUUAAAUACUAUUUCAGUACUUUGUUUAUUCUAGCUAUAAUGUAUACUAACCGCAAAACUUUUAAGUUCAAUUGAUUUUCUAACAACAUAAUUUAUAUAUAAAGUUUAAAGAAAAAAGCUUCAUUACUUGUAAAUAACUGAAAAACUAACUUUCUUUUAUGAAAAAUGUAAACGAAGACAAAGCAAUUAUAGUAAUUGUAUGUACAGCGUACUUUAAAGUACCUACAUGAUGAUUAAUGUUCAAAUAGAUUUUUGUUUUAUUUUAAAUGUUUGAUUAAUAGUAAGAUUUUAAAUUAUAGCAAACCUCUAUUGUAUUAUUGUUAAUGAUUUUAAUUAGUUACAAAAUAUUUUAGCAUGUUGCUUAAAAACAUUUAGUAUAAAAAAACAUAGAUCGUGUUGAAAUUUUCAACAGACUGGUUACAAAGCUGGCAAAAUAAAAUUAUAUUGGAUUUAGUAAUAGUAUGCCAUUUGAUUAUCCAGUAAUAAAUAAACCUUCAUUCAUCCCUCCGUAUUCUCCAAUAGAAUAAUACUACUAUAAAUACAUAAUUAAUAAACAAUAUGCACCUUAAUUAAUUAUACACUAAGAAACCUUUUUUGUACCAAACACAAAUACAUAUUUAUUUAUAUAUGCUCUACUAUAUAACUCUAAUAUUUAUGUAUGUAAUUCCAAUAACAAACAAAAAAAAUAAACAAAUGAUUUUUUUUACAAAAACAAA
Messenger RNA from Calliphora vicina (urban bluebottle blowfly), 4474 nucleotides. RefSeq lists its product as uncharacterized. Gene Ontology annotation, biological process: protein dephosphorylation; negative regulation of protein kinase activity. The coding region runs from base 193 to 1674 and encodes 493 amino acids. NCBI's taxonomy places the organism in Eukaryota, Metazoa, Arthropoda, Insecta, Diptera, Calliphoridae. Gene Ontology annotation, molecular function: protein serine/threonine phosphatase activity. The record is from RefSeq and is a predicted model, not a curated record. The transcript has a single exon.